GCAAUUAACAAAAAUUGUAAUUUUGUCGCAUACAAGCAAGUUAGAAAAAAAACGAUCCGCAAUCUAAUUUAAUUAUUGCGUCAAAUUACAAAAAUUCAUUUGCAUUGAUGCGUUAUUGCAAUAGACAAGCUUGCGCGCUUAGAAAUGCCGCUUAUCUGUUUGCUAGAUUUUAAGCAUGUCAAGUACUUGUGCCGCUAAAAUGUUUCCAUUCAUUGAAUCGGCUAGCGUAUUGAAUGAAUAUGCUGUAAUCGCUCUGUACGUCGUGAGCGAAAUGCCAAUAUAAUCAGUGUCAUUAUUCAGGUCUAACCGCGUUGAGGUAGGUUAUUCAUGCAUAUUUAUUGCAAAUUAUUGCGAUAAGAAUGCAAUGUUUUUUUUUGACGUUUUCAAAGGCGUUUUUCGCAGCCCAUUUUUUUCACUCGCUACGCGCUGGCGCUAGUAAUACCGAAAAAAAUAUUCAAUUCGUUCUGAGAAUGUUUGACAAUAACCUUGAGCACGGUCAAAGUCAUCGAAAAGCUGAACCCUGAGUAACAACAAAUAGCUCUUUCAAAUACGGUUAAAUUAAUUCGGAAAGUUUUUGACACAUGGAUUUUGGAUAUUUGUUGAAAAAUACGUAUAUGAACUUUGGCAGAUGAUGUGUGCGUCAUCGGAAUUUCUUUGCUUUUUUCUGUUUAUUUUCAUUUUUUGUUACUUCUUUAUAUAACAAAUCUUGAUUCCUAAUAAUAUUUGUUUUGGCAUUUUUUUUCUACUUGGCCCUUUAAAAAUAUUUCAUUUUGUGGUUAAGUGAGAAAAAAAUGCAACUCCCGCCGAUAAACUUGACUUGAUAACACCAAAAUACAUGCUGCUAUGAAUUGCAUCGUCAGACUGCGUUCUAAUUUACAUGAGACAACUACGUCUUAGAAUAUGUGCAACAAUGACAACGUCAACGAAACGCAUAAUACAAACAAAUGCUGCCUGAAACGUAAGUAUGACUAGACGAAUAGACACAGUUUUCGGACUGAUAACAUUUCACACAUAAACUGGAGCACUUUUUGUUUGAAUAUUUUCUCAACAAAGUUGACAACGUAAGGGAAAAAAAAUAUAUAUCAAUUUUAUUCGAAUAUUCUGGAAGUAAAAAAGUGUUGACCCUUUCGGUAAUAUUUCCAUAUUGACCUAUUGCGCAUUUGAUUUUCUAAAUAUUUGCUUAGUUGCUGCGACAAAACAACAUUGUUUAGUCAUUUGGCCAAAGUGAUUUUCUCUUCCGCAGUGACAAGCAACAAAACAAAUUCACUGGGAAUAGUUUUUGCUUUCGUUACAAAGUGAAAAGAGAAAAAAAAACCCAAACUAUCGAAUCGAAAUCUGUGUGGAAUUGUUGACAUGAUAAUGACGCCAGUCACAGUGUCUAUUAAGCAAAUUUGUUUAUUUUGAGCAACAGAAGCGGUAGCAAUCGUCAUCCAAAAAUCAGCAUAUAAUUGGCUUCUUGUACACUUUGUCUAAAUUUGUUCACCCGAAUGCAAAUUGCUUUUUGUCUCUGGCUGAGAAAGAAUUAAAAAUAGCUCUAGGAAUUGAAGUUCGAAAAUUUGUUUCAUAAAAUAUUCAUUCAGACAGGCGAAGAAAAAAUUCGGCUAUUUUUUCCCUUUAGAAUUGAAGCCAUUUGAAUUGGAAAUAAAGCAUUAACAAUGAACCAAAUUUCGGUUUUGCAACAUUUGUGUGCUUCUUUUUGAUGGUAGUGUGUUCCUGUGAAUAAGAUUUCGGAGUGAAAUGCCGAGCAGCUCGUCAUAAGCAUACUACCAUCAACAAGAACAUAAGCACACGCAUCCAUCUCGUCAUCUUGCAGCUUUGAGAAUGCAUCUCUGAUCAGAGGGUCCGGGCCGUUUACGGAAAGUAACAGCUACCGAUUACCAAUGCAUACACAUAAUAGAACGCGAUCAGCUUUAUUUUCUCUCUCAGAAUGUGUGUAUUACGUUCAUGUUGUUGUAUUUUUUUUUUGUUUGUCCCAUUCACUCGUCCAAAAAUCACCUCAACACAUAAACAUACAAAUAAGAUGAUUUUGUAGAAUGACCCGAGAAAAGAGUUGUUAUUCUCGUUGCGUUUUUUGUUUGUGUGUUGAAGCUCUUCGUCACUGAUCUGAUAUAAAAAAGAGAUGAUUCGCUCGGAAACUUCAUCAGAAUCGAUUUUGUAGCUGGUGUUUACAGAUCGAUUUCUCAGUCAGCGCACACUCAUUUUGGAAACGUUCUUUCCUUUUGCUAUUCGUUGUUUACAACAACAAAAAGUUCUUGUUAUUUUUGUUCACAUUUGCAUCAUUGAAAAGCUUCGACAAAUAAUUUUAUUUUGUGUUUGAAUUUUGUUUGUUAUCUGAUAGAUUAAAAAGAAUUUCAAAUUCGAUACAUUAACCAGAAAAGUUGUUCAUAUUCGUAAAAGUUUAUUACGGAAGUAACUGAAUUUCAAAAUUGCCAUAGCAAAUUAGAUAAAAUUAAAAAGUAUCGUUAGUUAAUUACUAAAUUGUAUAAAUUGAAAGACAGAUCAGUUAAGUAGACUCCUUUUACAAAUCAUAAUUCGACAAAAGAACCAAGAUGAACAAGGCAAAUUUGUAUAAACAUUCAAAUGGUUUGCAACGGCGUGAUGCGAAGCAAACGAUCGAGGAAUUUUCGCAUGUGCUUCAAUGGCGAUCGGAUGGUCGUGAUUCUCUGCUCGACAUUGGCUGUGGCAGCGGUGAUGUUACAAUUGAUUUUCUACUACCGAUUCUACCGCCAAACUAUCAACGUUUAGUUGGUGUGGAUUUAUCGCAAGAGAUGGUCACGUUUGCCCGUCAACAGUACCCAUAUUCACGGAUUUCAUUUGACAAAUUCGACCUUGGUCUUGACAUCGAAAAGCAACAAUUUCGCAGCGCAGAACCAUUCGAUCACAUCACAUCAUUCUACUGUUUGCAUUGGGUGCAGAAUCAGGAGCGUGCUAUUCAGAAUAUGUACAAACUAUUGAAGCCGGACGGUGAUAUGUUGCUAGUAUUUUUGGCACAGAAUCCAAUCUUCGAAAUUUACAAGCAAAUGUCACAGAGUAAAAAAUGGGCCAAAUACAUGACUGACGUCGAUCAUUUCAUUUCACCGUAUCAAUAUUCCAAGAAUCCAGCUGAUCAGUUUGGUAAACUUCUGUAUGCAAACGGUUUCACCGAGUACAGUGUUGAAAUACGGGAAAAGUUCUUCGUGUUCGAAGGGAUUGAACUGUUAAAAAAAUCUGUGAAAGCGGUGAACCCGUUCAUCGAACGAAUUCCAACGCACGAUCAAGAUGCAUUUUUCGACGACUAUCUAAAUCUUGUCAUAAAAAUGCACUUGGCUUUAGACGACAUUCAUACCAAUAGCAACGCAUGCCGCUUUUUAACACCAUACAAACUGAUGAUCGCUUAUGCUAGGAAGUAACAAUUGAUUUAUUACAGUUUUACGUAGAAUUAGUAAAUAUUUAAAUUAUUUAUUCACAACUUAUUCAUAUAUACAUAUAUAGUGUCACACAUUUUCCUUGUGGUUAAUAAAAAAAAUUGUACUCUAUUUCGAAUUUAACAUUUGAUUUUUGUCUUU
Sitodiplosis mosellana (orange wheat blossom midge) is the source of this 3545-nucleotide messenger RNA. RefSeq names its product juvenile hormone acid O-methyltransferase (gene jhamt). The transcript has 2 exons. Bases 2550 to 3389 code for a protein of 279 amino acids. The record is from RefSeq and is a predicted model, not a curated record. Lineage: Eukaryota; Metazoa; Arthropoda; Insecta; Diptera; Cecidomyiidae. Gene Ontology annotation, molecular function: S-adenosylmethionine-dependent methyltransferase activity.